Trematosphaeria pertusa is the source of this 1926-nucleotide messenger RNA. RefSeq lists its product as uncharacterized. Bases 325 to 1746 code for a protein of 473 amino acids. The transcript has a single exon. The record is from RefSeq and is a predicted model, not a curated record. Lineage: Eukaryota; Fungi; Ascomycota; Dothideomycetes; Pleosporales; Trematosphaeriaceae.
UUGAGCGAACCUCGGUCGCCGACCCCGCUUGCGAGCCCAACCUUGCGAGGAGGGCCACAACAUGUGCAGCCAACCAAAGCAUCGACAGCACCGUGUUCUGUUCGAUUCCUGACCUCACAGGCCUGUGUGGUCUGUCUUCGAAGAGGGAAAUACCCUCACUACUACUACUACUACUACUACUACUAGCGUUACGCCAGCCCCGAGACCUCCGUUACUUUGGGCUCACGGGAAACUCGAUAUCAGAUUCUAUUGGGCCAUCCGUGAUUUGACUGGAUCCUUUCCACACGCAACGUCGUUCAUUACCGCGGUCCAUUGAGGUCCUUCAUGAUGACGAAUCCGAACUGCAUCCAAACUUGCAGCCCACGCUGUCCCGCUACCCCAACCGCAGCUCAACCGUCCACGGCCUUGGCUAUUUCGUCUUCUCCAAGGAAGUCGCCAAGGCCUUCAUCAUCCAGCAGAUCUCCCCGGAAUCCGGUCAACACGGCGUGGGUUCAAGAUCAGCAGCGACGAGUCUUCCUAGAUCAUCUAACGAAAUGGUCUUUGAAUCACGAUUCGAGCGCAUAUUUCAACGGCAAGAUUAGUCUUUUGUCGCCGUUCGAAAACGCAGGAGACGUCAUUGAGCUCGGCAAGUCUGUCAAGUGCAUCCUGACAGAUAGUGCCUGGACGGAUGCGCGAAAACAGAUCGCCAUUCGACUCUUUCCUCCGCGAGGCGGGGAGGGCAGGUACAAGAUGGUGGUCCGAUGCGGAGCAGGCUGGAUGAGCGCCCGCGACUUCUUCAGCAAAGAGUACUUCAUGAAGCGGGAAGCAGAGGGCAGGAAGAGGAAAUUCCGCUUAUACGGCCGGCUGGACGACUCCCUGAAGUGGCGCUCGGAAGUAGUGCCCCAGCCCGCAGGCAAUACCAUCGUCAUCCGUCCGCUCUUUCUUCCAUUUCUUAGGCUACCACUGGAGCUUCAACAGACGAUACUAGGAGUCGCUGCCGGUAAGACUGGCAUGUAUCGGCCAUGUCGCGAUAGUAUUGCAGAGCUUCCAAAUCGCCGGACAGCGCACAUCAUUCUCCGCAAUUUUUAUCCCAGGAAAGAAUCCAAUAUCCCGUUAGCCGCUAUGUUCAGAAUUUCGAAAGAGCUGAAUAAGCACCUGGUUCCCUGGGUCUACAGGACGACCGACUUCCAUUUCGAGGUUACGGGCUUUACGAACUUUCUAUGGCAGGCUGGUCCAGUGAAACGAGCAGAAAUCAGGCAUGUCACUUUUAGAUUCUCGGAGAUAGCACUGCUGCAUUGCCUCCGUUGGUUGGCACCCGAUCCCAUCUUCGAACUAUUCCAGCCUCCCGUCCCCACCAGUCCACGCGGGCUACAGUACCUUUGGCGCUGCCAAAUCCAGGAUUACGCAAGAGAAUUACAUCUCGCCACACUCACGCUAGAUAUAUAUAACACACCGCUGCAGGAUAUUCCCUUCGUUGUGCGCAUUCUUCUUCUGGCCUUCGGAAGCAUCCGACGGAUCAGGUUUACUUGGUCGGGCAAAGAAAUUGAUGCCGAUAAUGCCGGGCUUGCUGUGUUGAAAGAGCGCAAGUCGUGGAGAGAGAUGUCUAGGCGCUGGUAUGUGGCGCAUAGGUUCGAUCGCCAGGGCCUAUCGUCGGGAAGGGCGACAGCAAGUCCCGCAGACUUGGAGAUGGCAAUGGACCAGGACAAGUCGUUCUUUGACCGCGUCGAGGAUGACAGGGGAAUAUCCGGACUCCCAAAGCCAUCGUGAAGGACUUCAAGAGGAGAUUAUAGGCGCUGCAUUGUAACGGUAUACUUCGGAUACGACUUAUGAGUAAUGAGCUAUGCAUGGCCUCCGGCGUGCAAUGAUUCCUACUUGUUCAAUAAAUAGCAGGUAUUGCACGCAUUUCUAAUUCUGUUCAGCUCGCCAUAUCGAGUAUCGAGAAAUCAU